CAUCAACACGCACUAGAGGAGAGGCGGGUGCUGUACGUGGGGCGUCGGCCUGACAGCACACACUCAGAGCUCAAGCGACGCUUUGAAGUAUUCGGCGAGAUGGAAGAGUGUGCCGUCAACCUCCGAGAUGAUGGCUGUGACGCCUGGUCAGUGCUGCGUUUGGGACACACACUCCAGCUGGCUGGGGAGCCCCAGUUUGACCUCAAGAGCCACCGCAGAGCCCCCUACACCGACUUAGACUCCCACUCAGACGACUUUGAUCCAGCCUCCUGUAAGAGCCAGUACGACUGCGUAGACUUUGACAGCCUGCUGCAGGAAGCUCAGAGCAGCCUGCGGAAGUGACGAGGUCACAAUGCUCCACCCUACCCCACCCUGCUCCACCCUACCCCACCCUGCGGAGGUGACGAGGUCACGAUGCUCCACCCUACUCCACCCUGCGGAGGUGACGAGGUCACAAUGCUCCACCCUACCCCACCCUGUGAGGUCACGUCGCUCCACCCAAUGUCACGGAAUGUCGUGCUCCACUCCAGCUCCGUACCCCCCCACUACAACGUACCCUCCCCCCCACCACCACCAAUAACGCACCCACCACUUAGCCCCCCACCACGA
This is a messenger RNA of Alosa alosa (allis shad), 609 nucleotides long. Its product is annotated as peroxisome proliferator-activated receptor gamma coactivator 1-alpha-like. The record is from RefSeq and is a predicted model, not a curated record. Bases 100 to 342 code for a protein of 80 amino acids. Gene Ontology annotation, biological process: positive regulation of transcription by RNA polymerase II. Gene Ontology annotation, molecular function: transcription factor binding. The transcript has 4 exons. Lineage: Eukaryota; Metazoa; Chordata; Actinopteri; Clupeiformes; Clupeidae. Gene Ontology annotation, cellular component: nucleus.